Malassezia japonica is the source of this 3645-nucleotide messenger RNA. It is a transcript of the gene RSE1, whose product is annotated as pre-mRNA-splicing factor rse1. Gene Ontology annotation, cellular component: nucleus; U2 snRNP. The transcript has a single exon. NCBI's taxonomy places the organism in Eukaryota, Fungi, Basidiomycota, Malasseziomycetes, Malasseziales, Malasseziaceae. Gene Ontology annotation, biological process: mRNA splicing, via spliceosome. The coding region runs from base 1 to 3645 and encodes 1214 amino acids. Gene Ontology annotation, molecular function: protein binding; U2 snRNA binding. The record is from RefSeq and is a predicted model, not a curated record.
AUGAUGCAUCUGUACAACCUCACGCUUGAGCCGUCGUCGAAUGUGACGGCGGCGGUUGUCGGCCAGUUCUCCGGGACGCGGCAACAAGAGAUUGUGGUGGCACGCGGGAGCCGUUUGGAGCUCUACCAAGUCGACACGCAGUCGGGCAAGGUGUCGCGUAUUGUGUCGCAGGACACGUUUGGCAAUAUCCGGAGCAUGGUCAACUUCCGUUUGACAGGCGGUACGAAGGAUUAUGUGAUUCUUGGCAGCGAUUCGGGCCGGAUUGUCGUGCUCGAGUACAAUGCCAAGGAGCUGCGUUUCGACAAGCUGCACCAAGAGACCUUUGGCCGCUCGGGCAACCGCCGUGUGAUUCCCGGGCAGUACCUUGCGGCGGAUCCCAAAGGGCGUGCUGUGCUGAUUGGGGCUGUCGAAAAAGGCAAGCUGAUCUAUAUCCUGAACCGCGAUGCGGAUGCAAACCUGACAAUUUCUAGCCCCCUCGAGGCGAACAAGGCGACGACGGUCGUGGAGAGCGUCGUCGGUGUGGAUGUCGGCUACGAGAACCCCCUCUUUGCCUCGCUCGAGUUCGACUUUGGCGAGGCCGACCAGGAUCCGACGGGCGAGGCGGCGGUGCACACCCAAAAGAAUCUGACCUACUACGAGUUGGACCUUGGUUUGAACCACAUCGUGCGCCGCUGGUCGGGGCCGGUGGAUGCGCGUGCUCACCACUUGAUCCAGGUCCCGGGUGGGUACAACCACAACACCGAGCGGUGGGACGGCCCGAGCGGCGUCCUGGUCUGUUCGGAGAACUACAUUGUGUACAAGCACCAAGGACAGCCUGAGCACCGGGUACCGAUUCCCCGGCGGCAGAACCCUGUGGCACGCGAGGACCGCGGCUCGAUGAUCGUGGCGAGCGUGCUGCACAAGAUGAAGAGUGCCUUCUUCUUCCUCGUGCAGAACGAGGAGGGCGACUUGUUCAAGGUCACGCUCGACCACGACGAGGAAGAGAUCCAGGCAUUGCGCAUCAAGUACUUUGAUACGGUGCCGGUCGCUGCGAAUCUGUGCAUUCUGCGCGCUGGCUUCCUGUACGUCGCGUCGGAGUACGGCGCGCAGCACCUGUACUCCUUCCAAAAACUCGGCGACGACGACGAGAUCCCCGAGUACAGCUCGCUAGACUACCCCGACUUUGGAACUCGCCCCGACGCCCUGCCGCCGAUUCCCACCUUUACGCCGCAGGUCGUGGAGAACAUUGCGCUCGUAGACGAGCAGCAGGCGCUCGAUCCGAUCAUGGACGCCAAGGUGUCGAACCCCCUCGGCUCGGAUGCGCCGCAGAUUUAUACGGCGUGCGGCCGCGGCGCACAGAGCGCCUUCCGCCAGCUGCGCCAUGGCCUUGAGGUGAGCGAGGUGGUGAGCAGCGACCUGCCGGGUGUCCCGAACGCGGUAUGGUCGACCAAGCUGCGCAAGAACGACGAGUACGACAGCUACAUUGUGCUGAGCUUCGUCAACGGCACUCUGGUGCUGAGCAUCGGCGAAACGAUCGAAGAGGUCGUCGACUCGGGCUUCUUGACCAGCGCCCCGACGCUCGCCGUGCAGCAGCUCGGCGCAGAUGCGGUUCUGCAGGUGCACCCUCAUGGUAUCCGGCACAUCCUUGCGAACAAGCAGGUGAACGAGUGGGCGACACCCGCGCUGCCGAACGGCGAGCCGACGACGAUCGUCGCAAGCACGACCAAUGAACGCCAAGUCGCCAUUGCGCUUAACUCGAACGAGAUCGUCUACUUUGAGUUGGACAUGGACGGCCAGCUGAACGAGUACCAGGAGCGCCGGGACGUCGGCGCGGAGAUCCUCGCACUGAGCAUUGCCGAGUGCCCCGAGGGACGCCAGCGCACCCCCUACCUCGCUGUCGGCUGUGCAGACCAGACGGUGCGCAUCGUGUCGCUGGACCCCGAGUCAACGCUCGCCUCGAUCUCGGUGCAGGCGCUGACGGCGCCCCCGUCAAGCAUCUGCAUCAACGAGAUGCUCGACGUGAGCAUCGACCGCAACCACCUCACGAUGUUUGUGAGUAUCGGGCUGCAGAACGGUGUGCACCUGCGCACGGUCCUCGACCCUGCGACCGGGCAGCUAACUGAUACGCGCCCCCGCUUCCUGGGCAGCCGUCCGGUGCGUCUGGUGCGUGUGCGUGUACACGGUCAGCCUGCGGUGCUUGCGCUGAGUAGCCGCAACUGGCUGAGCUACACGCUGCACUCACGCGUGCACUUUACGCCGCUUAUCUUUGAUCCGUUCGAGGAUGUGAGCAACUUUUCGACCGAGCUGUGUCCCGAUGGCCUGAUUGGCAUCGUGGGCGACACGCUCCGCAUCUUUACCCUCCCGCAUCUUGGUGCCGAGCUCAAGAUGGAAACGCUGUCGCUCUCUUACACGCCCCGCAAGAUGCUGGUGCACCCGACGAACCCCGGUUUGUUCUAUAUUCUCGAGUCAGACCACCGCGCCCUGUCGCCGUGGACAAUCGCACAGCGCAGCGCACAGCAGGAUAGCCGCGAGCGCGGUGUGUUGGACCUUGACCCCCGCCAGUUUGGGCUUGUGCACGGCGAGGUAGGGCAGUGGGCGAGUUGCAUCCGCGUCGUGCACGGCCCCAGCACAGAGACGACCUGCCGCCUGGAAAUGGACGGGAACGAGGCCGUGUUCAGCCUCGCCUUCACGACCUUUGGCACGACCGGGUCGGAGCAGUUCCUUGUCGUCGGCUCCGGCGUGGACGUGCAGAUGAACCCUCGUUCGUUCCGGUGCGGCUACCUCUCGACGUACCGCCUGAAGAACGAGGGACGCACGCUCGAGCUCCUGCACAAGACCGAGAUGGACCAUAUUCCCCUUGCGAUGCACGCCUUCCACGGCCGUUUGCUGGUCGCUGCCGGCCCCUACGUGCGCAUGUACGAGAUGGGUACCAAGAAGCUGCUGCGCAAGAGCCAGACGAAGCCCUUCCCCACGACGGUCGUCUCGCUGAACGUGCAAGGCGCUCGUGUCAUUGUCGGAGACAUGCAGGAAUCGGUGCACUACAUGAUGUACAAGCAGGCGACAAACGGCUUUACGGUAUUUGCUGAUGAUUCGCUGCCGCGUUGGACGACGUGUGUGAUGAUGGUCGACUACGACACGGUUGUCCACGCGGACAAGUUUGGCAACGUGUGCUUUUUGCGCGUCGACCCCGGUGUGUCGCGCAAUGCAGACGAGGACCCGACCGGUCUUGCGAUGCAAGCGGAGCGUCCGUUCCUCAUGGGCACCGCGAACCGCCUCGAGGUGCUCGCCCACUUCUAUGUGGGUGACAUUGUCACCAGUUUGAAUCUGGCAAGCCUCGUGCCUGGUGGACGCCCGGUGGUGGUGUACACGGGUCUGAGCGGUACGGUCGGUGCACUGGUUCCGUUCCUGAGCAAGGAAGAUGCGGACGUCAUGACGCAGCUCGAGAUGCACAUGCGCCAAGAAUGCGACAGCCUGGUGGGCCGCGAUCAUCUCUCGUACCGCGGUGCCUAUGUCCCCGUCAAGGCCGUUGUGGACGGCAACCUGGUCGAGCUCUAUGGCCAGCUGCCGCACGCGAAACAAGCUGCAAUCGCUGAAUCGCUCGAUCGGACGCCAAACGAGGUAAACAAAAAACUCGCCCAGCUCCGCGAAUCGACGACCGGAUAUUAA